AUGACUCCCCAACUCUACCUGUGCCUCCUGGUCCUGGGACACCUGGGCGUGGUGCUCUCUUGUCGGGUGGGGACGCUGGAGGAAUGCCAGGCAGCCCCGUUCGUCCCCGGGCACAACCUGGCGGGAGAGGGCUUUGACGUCGUGAAAGUCCAGCACAAAGGUGCGUACGUGAUCGACCUCCAGACCUUCCUGGACUCGAGCGACUUGUGCACCCUCUGUGAGAACACACUUCACAGCGACGAGCUCCAGAAACUGCCGCUGUCCGUGCUGGACUGGCGCUCCUUCACCAACUGCAGGCAGGAGCUGUCCAGCGCUCUGCUCGCAACCGUCACCUCCGUGGCCGACAGUGCGACCGACCUCAUCGAGAACGACUGGACCGUGGGCCUGGGCCUCGGGGACAUCGCCGAUCUAACCAUUGGUGGUAGCCACUCCACCGCGGUCGAGUUCGCCACUGAGGCCUCUGCGAGCGACAAGUCCGUCUUCACUUCUCACCAGCUCAGCUGUAGCCACUACAGCUACCGUGUCUCAGGAAACCCACCUCUCAGCGCAGAGUUCCAACAGCAGCUGCACUCUCUCCCACAGGAGUACGACCCAAACACCCGCCACCUGUACAAGCGAUUCAUCAACACCUACGGAACACACUACAUCCAGCAGGUGCAACUGGGCGGUCGUCUGAUGAGGCUCACCUCCAUCCGCACCUGCCUGGCAUCUGUCAACAGCCACUCAGCCACCAAGGUGAAGGACUGCCUGAACAUGGGCCUCUCUGUGGGGCUGGGCUAUCUGGAACCUUCCGCCACCACCAGCCAGUGCAGGACUCUGCUGGAGAACCAGGACAGCCAGACGGGCUCUCAGCUGUCAUACCUUAACCAUGUCACCGAGAUCCUGGGGGGACACAAGUGGCUGGGAGAGGUGUCCCUGUUCAAGAACGACUCUGUUGCCUUCCGAAAAUGGCUGACCAGCCUCAAGGACGUACCAGACAUCGUGUCGUACUCCCUGUUCCCCCUACAUGAGCUGAUUCCCGACCCUGUCGUCAGGGGGAACGUGAAGUCCGCGGUCAACCAAUACCUGAAGGAGAACGGCAUCCGAAAAGACGGUCCUCCCAAACAGUGUUUUGGGCAGCCCAACCUUUCUGCUGACUGCUGCCCCCAAAACCCAAUGAGAGGCCGGCUCCGGGUGACCGUGAUCAGGGCCUGGGGGCUGGACGGGGACCCCGUUGGGAAGCCAGAACCCUAUGUGAAGUUCUGGUAUGGACCCCACUUCUACCAGACCCACUGGAUCAAAUCGGAGGACAACCCCAUCUGGAACCUGGUCUAUGAUCUGGGCCACGUGGAGGCCUUCCACGAGCUGAAGAUGGAAGUGUGGGACAAGGAUGUGUCUUACGACGACCGCCUUGGCACCUGCCGUACACGACUGCAGGAGGGCAGCCACUCCCUCAGCUGCAAUCUCAGUAAAGGAGGGGGCUUCUCCUACUCCUACACUCUCACCUGCGACCCACAACUCAGCGGCUACCAGUGCGCCAAGUACAAGCCUGCCCCCCAGUGACGUGUCAGGGAAAA
Molecule: messenger RNA, 1556 nt
Organism: Conger conger (European conger)
Lineage: Eukaryota; Metazoa; Chordata; Actinopteri; Anguilliformes; Congridae
Product: perforin-1-like
Exons: 2
Coding region: 1-1542 (513 amino acids)
Source: RefSeq, a predicted model, not a curated record